GGUUGCAUCUCGCACAUGUGAGAAAUGAUCAGAUCAGCGUGAUCGAUGCCAUUUUCCGAUGUUCAAAAGUAUGAUAAGCUGAUAACAUUGUUUUCCCAGAUUUGUCCCAACUGUUCUCUGUAAGUAAAAGUACGUUCCCAUCAUGAAGUUUUCGUACAAGUUCUCCAACCUACUGGGUUCGGUGUACCGGAGAGGGAACGUGAGUUUCACUCCUGAUGGCAACUCCAUCAUCAGUCCUGUGGGACACAGGGUCAGCGUCUUUGACCUUAAAAAUAACAAGUCGGAGACACUGCCGGUGGAGGCACAGAUGAACAUUGUGUGUGUUGCACAGUCUCCUGAUGGAAGCACUGCCAUUCUGGUAGAUGAAGCUGGAGCAGCACUCCUGGUGAGCCUUGUGAGUAAGUCUGUCCUGCAUCACUAUCACUUCCACAAACCUGUACACACUGUCAAGUUCAGUCCUGAUGGAAGGAAGUUUGCUGUGACCCGUGAGAACCACACGCUGGUGUAUCAUGCGCCCGGGAAGACACAUGACUUCAACCCUUUCCGUCUGUACCGGAGUUACCACGGACCUUACGAUGAUGCCACCUGCAUCGACUGGACAGACGACUCCAGAGCCUUUGCAGUGGGCAGUAAGGACAUGAACACACGUGUGCAUGCUGCGACAGCCCUACAGAACCUGGCCGUCUACAGCUUUGGGGGACACAAGGAUGCUAUUGUGGGCUGCUUCUUCGAGCACAAGUCUUUGGAUUUGUACACAAUCAGUCGGGAUGGAACCUUGGUGAUCUGGGAAUGUGACACUGACCUGGAUGGUCUUGUUCCCGGGUCAGCACGACCAAAAAAGGAGAAGGAAGUGGAAGAAAAGGUCAAAGGUGACUCUGAAGAAAGUGAGGAAGAGGAGGACAAAGACAAGCAAGAGAAGAUUCUAUACAAGAAAGUUUCAAAGCAUUACUUUAACAAGGAAGGUGACUUCAACACCCUGACGUCAUGUGACUACCACAAGCGGACCCACUUCCUGGUGACAGGAUUUGCGUCAGGAAUCUUCCACCUGCACGAGCUACCUGACUUCAACCUCAUCCACUCCCUCAGCAUUUCUGACCAGAGAAUAGCAUCCGUGUCCUUCAACUCCGCCGGGGACUGGAUUGCGCUGGCCUGUUCCGGUUUGGGCCAGCUGCUUGUCUGGGAGUGGCAGAGCGAAUCGUACGUCCUGAAGCAACAGGGACACUUCAACAACAUGUCAUCAUUAGCAUAUUCACCAGACGGGCAGUACAUCGUCACAGGAGGGGAGGAUGGGAAGGUGAAAGUUUGGAACACAGGAAGUGGUUUCUGCUUCGUGACCUUCACGGAACACACGGCGGCCAUUGUUGGAACCAUUUUCACCUCCAACAGACACGUCGUGAUCAGUGCUUCCCUGGACGGCACGGCGAGGGCAUUCGACCUGCACAGGUACCGUAAUUUCCGUACCUUCACGUCACCGCGGCCUGCCCAGUUCUCGUGUUUGGCUGUGGACCACAGUGGGGAUCUGGUGUGCUGCGGGGCUCAGGACAUGUUUGAGAUCUUUGUGUGGUCCAUGCAGACUGGCAGACUGCUGGAGGUUCUUGCUGGCCAUGAAGGUCCCGUUGCCAGCCUCAGUUUCAGUCCGGCAGACGCCAUUUUGGCUAGUGCAUCCUGGGACAAGACAGUGAGGGUCUGGGACAUCUUUGAGCACAAAGGGUGUCGGGAGACUCUGCAACUGGGGUCAGAUGCCCUGGCUGUUACAUUCCGUCCUGACGGAAAAGAAGUUGCCAUAGCGAUGCUGAGUGGAGAGAUCCAGUUCUGGGACCCUCACAACGCCAACCAGACUGGCAGCAUCGAAGGUCGGCAUGACCUUGGGGCAGGGAGGAAGGAAACGGACAAGAUCACUGCCAAGACAUCUGCUGCCGGGAAGGCCUUCUCCACCCUGUGCUACACAGCGGAUGGGACCUGUAUCCUGGCAGGAGGGAGGAGUAAGAACAUCUGUAUCUACCACGUCGCUGAACAGCUGCUCAUCAAAAAGUUUGAGAUCUCCUGUAAUCUCAGCUUUGAUGCAAUGGAGGAAUACUUGGACAGGAGAAAGAUGACAGAGUGGGGCAGCCUGGCAUUGGUGGAUGAAGGACAGGAGGAGGGGGAGGGGGGCACAGCCAUCAGCCUACCUGGGGUCAGGAAAGGUGACAUGGCAUCUCGGCACUGGAAGCCUGAGGUCAGGGUAUCAUGUGUGCAGUUUUCUCCUACAGGUCGUGCCUUUGCCACCACGACCACAGAGGGCCUCAUGGUCUACUCCCUGGACAACAGUUUGACUUUUGAUCCAUUUGACCUUGACAUGGACAUCACCCCGGCAACCAUCAGGAGGAUGCUGGGAAGGAAAGAAUACGCCACAGCGCUGAUGAUGUCAUUCCGACUGAACGAGGGAGCUUUGAUACAAGAGGUGGUAGAGACCAUUCCACACACAGAAGUUUCCCACGUGAGCCAGACAUUACCAGACACCUAUGUUGAUCGAAUGCUGCUGUUUGUGGCCAGUCAGCUGGAGACUUCACGACAUCUGGAGUUCUACCUCACCUGGUGCCAGACACUACUGAUGUUACAUGGACAAAGGCUGAAGAACAGAUCCAUGUCAGUGUUGGCCAUGUUGAGAGCACUGCAGAAGAGUGUUACUAGGAGAUAUGAAGACAUCAGCAAACUGUGUGACAGUAACAGGUACAGUCUGCAAUACAUCCUGUCAGUGGCACAGCAGGAGGGCAGCAGGAAACGGAAGGCAGAGGGGGACCAGGAGGAGGAGGAAGAGGAGAUGGAGGAACUCGGAGAUGAGGACUCCUCCAUACAGAUGUCUGAAGACGACCUCCCCAUGCAAUCACACCAUGUCUGACAGAUUUCCUAACUUUUAUUUCUUCUAACAAAUAAACUUCAUACAUUCU
Branchiostoma belcheri (Belcher's lancelet) is the source of this 2927-nucleotide messenger RNA. Its product is annotated as periodic tryptophan protein 2 homolog. Lineage: Eukaryota; Metazoa; Chordata; Leptocardii; Amphioxiformes; Branchiostomatidae. Gene Ontology annotation, cellular component: Pwp2p-containing subcomplex of 90S preribosome; small-subunit processome. Gene Ontology annotation, biological process: maturation of SSU-rRNA from tricistronic rRNA transcript (SSU-rRNA, 5.8S rRNA, LSU-rRNA); ribosomal small subunit assembly. Gene Ontology annotation, molecular function: protein binding. The transcript is spliced from 21 exons. Bases 143 to 2878 code for a protein of 911 amino acids. The record is from RefSeq and is a predicted model, not a curated record.